AUGAUUGCGAAAGUGCGCGGACUGAAGGCGCGCUUCGAUGCGCUGCUGAUCGAGCUGCCCGCGCCGCCCGAGCCGCGACCGUCAUCGUCGCCGCCGGCGCCGGAGCGGAGAGCGGCGUCGCCGCUGGCAGCGUCGGCACUGAGAGCGGCGCCGCCGGCACCGCCGAAGGCGCCAGCGCCGGCGAAGCCAACGCCGCCGCCAGCACCAGCGAAACCGCCGAAACCAGCACCGGCGACACUGCCGCCGACCUGCGCCGUCGCGAAGCUCGUCUACGCCGCGGCUCAGUGCGCGCCGCUGCGACGCGCGACGGACGACGAGCUCGGCGCGCUGCUCGGCCUCGGCUCCCGGCCGCCGCAGGGCGAGCGGGCGCUCUGGGUCGACCUCGCCGAGCCGCCCGUCCACGUCGACCUCGACGCGCUGCCGGCGGUAUCGGGGCUCGCGGGACGGCGGCGCGCGACGGAGCUCGUCGUCCGCGACGGCCCGUCGCUCCGCGGCGCGGCCGCCGUCGCCGUCGCCUUCGACGACGGCGAAGGCGUCGUCGCCGUCGUGCCGGCCUUGGGCUACGAGAGCCGCCGCGCGCUGGAGGCGCUCGUCGCGGCCGCGGCGGGCGCGCGGGACGCGCAUGCCUACGCUUCGCCCGCGGCGCUCGACACGGGCGCGGAAAACGCGCCGGAAGACGACGCGUACUGGUCGACCUACGGCGGCGGCGCCGCGGCCAAGGUCUACCGCGAUCACAUCGACGCGUUGAUUCUAAACGCGAUCGAGGACCUGCCGCCGCCGGCGACGAUCGGCGAGCUCUGCGGCGGCGAGGGGUCCCUCGCCCUUCGAGCGCUCGAGCGCUUUCCGGCGGCGGACUACGUGCUCUACGAGCGCAACGCGGUGCUCGCGGCGGCGGCGCGGGCCAAGGGCCUCGGUGUGCGCUGCGGCGACGUCCAAGAGCACGCAUCGCUGGCGCCCGCGGACCUCUGGAUCGCGUCCGGGUCCGUGCUCUGCGCGCACGUCGGCGCGCGCGACGCCUGCGGCGCGACGCUCGCGAAGCUCAGCGCCGCGCUCGCGGACGGCGGCCACGUCGUCGUCACGGGCUUCACGACGACGUGGCUCACGCCGAGGCUCCUCCGCGACGCCGGGCUGCGGGCGGUCCGCGGCUCCGUGCCCGUGCCCGCCUCCGCACCGUCCCUCGAGACGGCCUUCGGCCGCUUCCACCUCUGGGUCCUGCGCGCCGCGGCCGGGCCGCUCCCCCGGCUCCACGGCGCGCUCUGCGUCGAGUCUCCUACUUAG
Aureococcus anophagefferens is the source of this 1278-nucleotide messenger RNA. RefSeq lists its product as hypothetical. Lineage: Eukaryota; Pelagophyceae; Pelagomonadales; Pelagomonadaceae. The transcript has a single exon. The coding region runs from base 1 to 1278 and encodes 425 amino acids. The record is from RefSeq and is a predicted model, not a curated record.